Molecule: messenger RNA, 1518 nt
Organism: Salvelinus fontinalis (brook trout)
Lineage: Eukaryota; Metazoa; Chordata; Actinopteri; Salmoniformes; Salmonidae
Gene: tma16
Product: translation machinery associated 16 homolog
Exons: 7
Coding region: 105-758 (217 amino acids)
Cellular component (GO): nucleus
Source: RefSeq, a predicted model, not a curated record
AUGACGGACAGUGUUGUCCGACGGACCAGCAGCAUCCGCCGGAGUUGUCAAUACAGAACACGUGUGUUCAACCGAUGAUCAAACUUCGCACAUUCAACUAAAACAUGCCGAAGGCGGGGAAAGGUAAACCAACUCAGAAGGAGAAGGUGUGUCAUCCCUAUAGCAGGAAAGCUGCCUACCUGGCCAGCCAGGAGAUACGUCUGGGAAAGAAGGAGAGACAAAAGAGUGAGAAGGCGACUCGUCUCAACAGCAUUGGUGACAAGCUGCAGUGGUUUCAGAGCCAGCUGGACUCUGAGAAGACAGAGUUCACCAAACAGGACGCCUGUCACAUCAUAGAGAGGUACCUACAGAGGUUUGACGGGGAGUUGGACCAGAUAGAGCUGGUGAACGGGAUCAAAGGUCGUCAGGGUCGUCUCCAUGGCAGCAGGGAGACCGUCAUCAAACAGACUGUAGAGAGAGAGACCGCUCUGUACCAUGGCAACGGCUUCGAGAUUCCAGACAUCAUCAACUCUAAACAUCUCAAGACCUUCAGGGAGUGGAGCGGCGAUCUAAAGAAGCUUCCCAACAUCAAGAUGAGGAAGUUCUCUUCCCGAGGGAUGGACAGAACAGGAGGAGGAGGAGAGGAGGAGGAGGGGACCGCCGGAGGAGAGGAGGAGGAGGGGACCGCUGGAGGAGAGGAGGAAGGGGGGACCGCUGGAGGAGAGGAGGAGGCCUUGGUGGAGGACUCAGAUUCAGAUGCCCAGGAAGAUGCCCCAUAAUGCUUUGCGUGUUAGAACUCUGGGGAUGUCAGCCAUCUUACCUGACUGGGGUUAAGACUGUGUGUGUGUGUCAAUACAGACAUCUAAUAAACCUAAAGACAGACCUGUUGUUCUGUUGUAUUGAAGAGACGUCUUUAAACAUAGAAUUGGAGCGUUGCUGUAUUCAAGACAUCUUGGAAACUCUAGAAAGAUGAGAUCAGAGCUUCCCGGGAUCAGAGGCAACAAAUAGGAAGCUCUACGCAAAAACAUGUAAGCACAUCUUUACUCUGAGGUUCUGAGUUGUCUUGAACAUGGCUAGUUUGUGUCAGUAACUCCACUAUACAGGUUGUAUCUGUCACGUUCCUGACCUGUUUUCUGUUGUUUUUGUAUGUGUUUGACGGUCAGGGCGUGAGUUUGGGUGGGUAGUCAAAUCCCUACUCCUCUGAGUAAUGGGGUUGUAGUGUUUUCUGUUUCUAUGUUGGUUUAAAGGGUGACCUGAUAUGGUUCUCAAUUAGAGGCAGGUGGUUUUCAUUUCCUCUGAUUGAGAGUCAUAUUAAGGUAGGUGUUUUCACACUGUUUGUUGUGGGUGGUUGUCUCCUGUGUCAGUGUUUGUUGUACGGGACUGUAUCGUGAGUUCGUAGUCAGUACUUGUUCGUUCGUUCUUCGUUACGUGUAAGUUCGUAGUCCAGGUCUGUCUACUUCGUUUGUUGUUUUUGUAAUUUGUUCGAGAGUUUUCCGUCUUCGUCUGGUUCUUGUGAAUAAAUAUUAUGUCUAACUCCAA